CGCCGCUACGGUGGCGGGCCUAGUGGUCUUACGCGGGUCUGCGGGGGGUCGGUCACAAACCCCGUGAUCAACACGCUCAACACGUAACAGUAACAGAUGACGUAAAGCCUAAAGGGCUUCCUUGAAGGAUGCCAUGACCUCCGAACCAACUCCGAAAUCAUCCCAAGCCACUGAAAGUCUCGUCAAACGUCUCGCUGGUCCGUCCACCGGCAAAGCAGGUCUCGUUGCUGACCAAACAGAAAUCAACCGCGUUAUCACUGAGGCCUCGAAAGGCUCCAAAUUUUACGAGAAUGAGAAACGAAAAGAUCAAGACCUUACGAACAGGAUUAAUAAGAUAUUGAAGCUGCGCGAUGAGGUGUCAAAAGGAGUGGACAUGCACAAAGUCGAGUUGAGUGUUGACGCCCUGCUUCAAGAGGUUGAACGACAGCGAGACUUGAGUCAAGUCAUUGUCCAUGUUGAUAUGGAUGCAUUUUAUGCGAACGUAGAACUUCUUCACAACCCAGAGCUCAAAGGAAAACCUUUUGGUGUAGGUCAUGGCGUACUUACUACAGCAUCAUAUGAAGCUCGGAAGUAUGGAGUCCGCUCGGGCAUGCCAGGCUUCAUUGCGAAGAAACUCUGUCCAGAGCUUAUUCUUGUCAAACUCAACUUCACGCGGUACAAUGAGAUGUCCCAGAAAGUUAUGGAUAUUUUCAAGCGAUGUGAUCCCAACAUGUGUCCUGCGGGAUGCGAUGAAGGGUACUUGAAUAUAACUUCAUAUUGCAAGGAACACGAUGUCACUCCAGAUGAUUGCGUCCAGGAGAUGCGAGGAAAGGUGUUUGAGGAGACCAAAUUGACCGUUAGCGCCGGCAUAGCACCUAAUAAGAUGCUAGCAAAAAUAUGUUCUGACAAAAAUAAACCCAACGGUCAAUUCCGCCUGCCUUUUGAUAGCCAAGAAAUCAUCACCUUCAUGCAUGACUUAUCAAUUCGCAAGGUCCCUGGCAUUGGACGUGUCAACGAACGGUUGCUAGAAUCUGUGGGCAUAAAGACUUGUGGCGAUAUCUACUCUCAGCGGGCAAUGCUCUCAUUGAUGGACAAACAGUUCGGGUUGCACUUUCUCCUCCGUACCCACCUUGGUAUAGCGUCAAAUAAUGUUCAGCCGCAUCAGAGGGAAGAACGAAAAAGUAUAGGUGCAGAACGUACUUUCAAUCCUUUAGACGAUAAAGAGAGGAUUUUCCAGAAGCUUCAAGAGGUUGCCCAAGAACUGGAGGACGACAUGAAUAGCAGUGGGUGGACGGGACGGACAAUUACCUUAAAGUUCAAGCUCGAUACAUAUCAAGUAUUCACUCGUGCGAAGUCUUUCGAUCGCUGGAUAAUGAAGAAGGAGGAGCUGUUUAAGAUAGGCAAGGAGCUGCUGCUGCCUGAGUUUCCGUUGAAACUGAGAUUGAUCGGUUUGCGAGUAACAAAGUUGAAGGAUUUACGCGCUACCUCGGACACGACCGCUGGUAUCAAACGGGUGGGUUUACGCGUUCUUUGCAAACGCACACAUCAUUGAGCUACAAACAGUUUUUUGAGUCUGCUGGUGGUGAUCAAUCCACUUCUAACAAACGACCCAAGACUGAGCAUGACAAUGACUUGCUGAAAACUCAAGACCAGUGGGAUGACUCUAUGCCCGGAUAUCAUGAGCUUGACGACACUGACAAUGACAUGAAUACCAAUGAAGGAGACAUGGAGGAGACCGUGGAGCCGUCCUUCCGUUCUCGGCCACCCGUCUCCGAACCUGCGCGUUCUUCUCAGGACCCGGUUCGAAUAUCGAUCAAACCUCGGAGCACUAUAACGCGUCCGAGUUCAUCUUCGUCCACAGUGAAGCUCUCACAAGACUGUCCAGUUUGCGGCAAGACCUUAACGACGGAUAAUAAAGGAUUUAACGAUCACAUUGAUUUUUGUCUGAGUCGGGGUAUUAUUCUGCAGGUGCAGGCUGAGGCAAGCGUGGGUGCUUCUUCCAAAUCGAAACAGAAGUUCAAGGGAAAGCGGAGAGGGUA
Messenger RNA from Desarmillaria tabescens, 2018 nucleotides. RefSeq lists its product as uncharacterized. The transcript has 16 exons. Gene Ontology annotation, cellular component: nucleus. Lineage: Eukaryota; Fungi; Basidiomycota; Agaricomycetes; Agaricales; Physalacriaceae. The coding region runs from base 134 to 1531 and encodes 465 amino acids. Gene Ontology annotation, biological process: error-prone translesion synthesis. The record is from RefSeq and is a predicted model, not a curated record. Gene Ontology annotation, molecular function: DNA-directed DNA polymerase activity; damaged DNA binding.